Neoarius graeffei (lesser salmon catfish) is the source of this 5070-nucleotide messenger RNA. It is a transcript of the gene dync1li2, whose product is annotated as dynein, cytoplasmic 1, light intermediate chain 2. Gene Ontology annotation, molecular function: dynein heavy chain binding. The record is from RefSeq and is a predicted model, not a curated record. Gene Ontology annotation, cellular component: cytoplasmic dynein complex; centrosome. The transcript has 13 exons. Gene Ontology annotation, biological process: microtubule-based movement; microtubule cytoskeleton organization. The coding region runs from base 34 to 1506 and encodes 490 amino acids. Lineage: Eukaryota; Metazoa; Chordata; Actinopteri; Siluriformes; Ariidae.
CGCCUCCCUUUGUGGUUGGGGUUGAAAUACAAGAUGGCUCCGGUGUUGGAGAAGAAGCUGCUGGGUGCAGCCGGGACAGAAAGCCACACCAUGGACACCAGCGCCGAGGAGGAUGAAGGACAAAACCUGUGGUCGUCAAUCCUCAGCGAGGUGUCGACACGUUCCAGCACCAAACUCCCCUCUGGCAGGAACAUCCUGCUCUUUGGUGAUGAUGGAUCGGGGAAAACGACGCUGAUGACAAAACUCCAAGGAGCGGAGCACAAUAAGAAGGGCAGAGGACUCGAGUACCUGUACCUGAACGUCCACGAUGAAGACAGAGACGAUGUGACGCGCUGUAACGUGUGGAUUCUGGAUGGAGACAUUUAUCACAAAGGCCUGCUGAAGUUCGCUGUGUCCUCUGAGUCUCUGAAAGACAGCGUGGCCGUGUUUGUGGUGGACAUGUCCAGACCCUGGUCCAUCAUGGAGUCUCUGCAGAAGUGGACGAGUGUCCUGAGAGAACAUGUGGACAAGCUGAAGGUUCCCCCCGAGGACCUGAGGGACAUGGAGCAGAGGAUGGUGAGGAUGUUCCAGGAGUAUGUGGAGCCUGAGGAUACGACUCCAUCGUCCCCUCAGAGACGCAGUGCUCCUGCAGGAGGCGAUGAUGAGUCGGUGGUGCUGCCGCUGGGAGAAAACGUUCUCACACACAACCUGGGAAUCCCCGUGUUAAUCGUCUGCACUAAGUGUGAUGCUGUCACUGUGUUGGAGAAAGAUCAUGAUUACAAAGAGGAGCAUUUUGACUUUAUUCAGUCUCACCUCAGGAGGUUCUGCCUGCAGUAUGGAGCUGCUCUGAUCUACACCUCUGUCAAAGAGGAGAAGAACCUGGACCUCCUGUACAAGUACAUGGUGCACAAACUGUACGACUUCCACUUCAGCACACCGGCCUUAGUGGUGGAGAAGGAUGCAGUGUUCAUUCCGUCCGGGUGGGACAACGAGAAAAAAAUCACCAUCUUACACGAAAACUUGACGACCGUCCGACCUGAAGAUCCGUUUGAGAAUUUCAUCAUAAAGCCGCCCGUACGCAAGUUGGUGCACGAUAAAGAGAUAAACGCUGAAGAUGAGCAGGUCUUCCUCAUGAAGCAGCAGUCUUUGUUAGCCAAACAGCCGGCCACUCCAUCACGAGCAACAGAAUCUCCUGCACGGACGGCGUCUGGUUCUCCUCGGCCCACUGUACGCACCGGACCCACCAAUGUAGCGAGUGUGUCUCCCAUGACGACCGUAAAAAAACCCGACCCCAACAUGAAAGGUGCUGCUGCAAAUGAAGGUGUGUUGGCGAACUUCUUUAACAGCCUGUUGAGUAAAAAGACAGGAAGUCCAGGAACAGCAGGAACAGCAGUGCAGGGAUCAGCCAAGAAAACAGGGCAGAAGCCGGCUCUGAGUGAUGUGCAGGCUGAACUGGACCGCAUGACGCACAAAUCUGACUCUACUGUCUCGGCCAAUCACAGCACAGCGCCAGAAAACGAGGCAUAAACACCACCGAGACAAGUGUGCGUGAACGUGCACACACACACAUGUAUAUAAAAACACACACACAGCUCUCUCUGGAAGAUCUGAGCAUAAAACACCUUAUGAAUAUAAUGACCAAAUUCCCCGUGUGUGUGUGAGAGAGAGAGAGAGAGGGCGAGAGAGUUUGUGAAAUUGAAGGUGAUGAUUAGAUUUAUUUGAAUAUCAAUUCCAAACUUUAUUGUUAAGUUUUUGGUAAGGUUUAAACAAUGCACGUCCAUCCUGUGUGUUGAACUCCACACACUUAUGUUCCUGCAAACAUGCUGCUGUUUCUCGUUCUGCUUUACCUGAUGAUGGAAACAAGAAAGAAACAAAAGAAGAAAAAGGUGGAGUGUGUUGCAUGAGAGGGGAGGAGAGAGAGAGGGGGGCGGGGUCUGUCAAUGUGUCUGAACAUAGCAACAAUGCUAACCUGGUGUAUUUGUAUAAAAAAGAAACGGGGCGUAAAGCGCUUUCUCUCAUGUAACACCGCUGAAGUCAUGACACUAAUCCGAUGCCUUUUCUGCGUAACUGAUUCUGUAAAUAUGCACAAAAUAGUAUUUGCUUUUGUCUUUUUUUUUUUUUUGUAUAAAGUUUAAAUUUAUGAAGAAGUCCUUCAGAUUCAGACUAAAGUAUUGGCAUGAAAUGGAGCUUAUUUUGCUUUUUUUUUUUUUAAUUUUUUUUGUUUGUUUGUUUCCUCGACUCCCAAAGUGCCUGUCGUAGAGGAAAUGCACUGUAGCACCGUCGUCGGUCGAAACUUCCUUUUUCUGCUAAUUUAUUAUUUUUUACAGAUUUCAGCUCUUGCACGUUUUCAUCCUGGCUUCAAUCCGUCUUUCAUACGACAUCAGCUUGUUUUAUAAACCUUUUAUUAACACACUGUAGGCUUCAGUACUGCGUUUCGUGCCCUUGUUCGCUUCCCCUGAUUGACCCGAGUGUGUACUUGCAGCACUAAACCUGAGUGAGCUGAAGCCACGUUCCUCCUGAUUUUACUCCGAGCCUUUACAGGAUCAGCAGAUCAGCACAUUUCCUCUCUUUAUUCAUUUUUUUUCAUGGAUGUUGGGGUCCUGAUCCCACCGCCUGCUGCCCCACACACAUCUCCAUCUGUCUGAGCACUCCACGAGUCUGAUUAAUCAGAGUCACCAGAUCACACAAGAUCUGUACAGAAUCGGGAGCAUACGGGGAUUAAACGCCAACAAACCCAGCAAAAUGAAGUCCAGUGUGAAAAGAGGUGAAGAAAAUGGACGCUAAUCAGACUGUAGUAAUGUUAUCGCAGCUGUAACGUCGUCCAGCAACUUUUUAAGUUUGUUUGUUUUUUUUAAUGGAACCACAAAGUCCACGUGCCACAUGAGAAACCUUUUUACAAAGAGUAAUCAUAAACUCCUUCCUUGAACGCACUUAACUCUGACGUUAUGUUAGUGAGCACUUUUUAUGCGUCAUCAGGUUCUGACACUCAUCCAGUGAAGUAUUUUAGUAAUAAAUCAUUUCUUCUUUCCUGUGUAGUAUCAGAUUAACACUCAUUACAGCACAGUGAGUGCACGGAAUUGGUGUUUCCAUGGAAAUGCACUAAUCUCUAAUAAUCUGCACUACGACUUGAAAAUAACCAUGUUUAACAGACAGAGUUAAAUCCUGAUGUUAAUUUCCUGCAUUGACUGUAACUCUGGAAGCUGCUCAUGUUCCUCAAGCGGUUUCUUAAAAAAAAAAAGUUAAAAUUCCAACUUUCUGGCUAAUAAAUACGAGUCGGGAUAUUGUGGAAUGUUGUGAGCACUCAUGUCCUGCACUGAACAGAAAUGCUUCAGCUCGCUCAUUCUACUGAAUAUAAUUAGAACAUGUUUUAUUGGACCUGGUUUGAUUUUUGAUGCACCAUUUCAAAAAAAAAAAAAAAGAAUAAUCCUUAGUACUACAGUGCAUUGUGGGUAAGCUCUGUUCGGGAAGUCUGGAGAUUUUUUAAUCUCACAAACUUCUUGCAAGAUUGAAACCAACAGAGCAGCUCUUAAAAAAAAAAAAAAACUUAUUAUUAUUAUUAUUAUUAUUAUUAAUGGAAGUGGGCGAGGGAGUGUGAGGAGUUUGACUGAAACAGCCUCAUUUCCACUCUGUGUUCCGUCUGCACAUCUCAGAUUACUUCGUUUAAGCUUUUUUUUUUCCUUUUGACUUGCACAUUUACAUCGUCUUGAUUCUGCUUUCUGUAAAUAAAUAAAUAAAAAAGCCUGUGUGAGAGAGAAACAUUCCUCGUUAUUACACGCAAACUCUGUGGAGGAAAAUCAUCCAUGAAGCUUCUAUUCUUGUAUUUUCUGUUUUUGUGAUGAGCUCUGCUGAUCCUGUAUCAUAUCUGAUUAAUGUACAUUAAACGUGUGGGUUUUUUUCCCCCUCUCUGUUUUUCUGUGUGAGAGUAGAAUAAAAUCCAGGACGUGAGAAUUGUUGUCUGAAUCCUGAUAAACAGGAUGGAGUAAAGUAAACCUGAGCAACUCGGAAAUCUAAAUUAUAGAAAUAAAAAGGAAAAAAGAUAAUUUGAACCAAGGGUGUGUUUUGGUUCUAUCUUAAAUACUCCUGGUGAAAUCAUCAUUCCAGCUCUUGCAUGUCGUUUAUCGUCACUUGUCUUUCUUGCUGCUUUCAUUUCCAAAUCCUCUCCAAUUUAAAAAAAAUAUAUAAUAACCUUCCCCCUCCAUUACUUUCUUUUUACGGGAAAAGACCCCAAGCUGUGCACAGUCUACUUUUUAUUUUUAAUUAAUUUUGCAUGAAUUUAUUUGCUGUAUGAAAGAGUCAAAGAUGGAGAUUUUGUAAGAGAUUUUUUCCCCUUUCCUCUGUAUUUGCGAGCACGCAGACUGAAUGAUUUCACAUUUUUAGUUAAAACAAUAAAAGCGCAUGAAUAAUAAACUCCAGUGGAGCCGCAGCUGUGUGUCAGUACAUAAACGCCUCCACUUAACUGUUGAACAGUUUAUCACCGUUCAUGAUAUUAUUUGAGAAACAUGACACUUUGGGAUUCCAUCAGGAGUUGUGAUUAUCAGUUGUGGUAUUGUUUGUGUUGAAUAUCGUGAUUUUAUUGUGUAGCUGAUAAUCGACACUCCGUUCUGCCUCACAGAUGAGUUUUCUCACGUUCACCUGCAUCUCCUCUCCAUGUUUAUGGAAAAGCUGAAUACUGUAAGUGAGAGGAAAGGCUUCACAUGUGUUUUUGUCGGAAUUCAGGAUGUGCAGCAGGAUCAGGCUUGAAUAUUAUUUUAUUAUUGGGGGGGUCUUUUGUUUUUUUACACUAUGAGCUUUGUAUGUAAGUUGGUCUCAAUGAAUAAACCUGCUGUGUGUGUAAGACAUGGCAGAGAGAGCAGGAUUUUUUUAAUUCUUGUAGUUUAAUCAGCUGUAUAAGGUGUACCUCGAGUACUUCCCCUCAUCAGCAGCAAACAGAAUGAGUCCAGGUCCUGUACUGACGGCUUUCCACAGUCUCUGUUAUUAACUCGGUCUGACUGUACGCCUUUUACCUGAUGCAGUGUAACGGUUCUGCAGAGUCGCUCGCUUUUCUGCCAAUAAAGCAAAAGGAAACAGCUUCAAUAAAACAUCCAGAUUCCA